This is a messenger RNA of Anolis carolinensis (green anole), 4647 nucleotides long. It is a transcript of the gene fbxw10b, whose product is annotated as F-box and WD repeat domain containing 10B. Lineage: Eukaryota; Metazoa; Chordata; Lepidosauria; Squamata; Anolidae. Gene Ontology annotation, molecular function: protein binding. The record is from RefSeq and is a predicted model, not a curated record. The transcript has 14 exons. Bases 370 to 3636 code for a protein of 1088 amino acids.
CACUAACUUUUUAACCUUCCCCCUGCCAUACUAUAGAUAUCUAGGAUAAAAUGUUAACGAGUACUGUUUAUGUGUGUGUCUCUACCUGCCUUCACACAGAAAUAGCAUUAUUUGUCUAUUUGAAUCUAUGUGGUAUGGCAGUGACAGCAAUAUUUGUUCAGGCACGUUGUAGGAGAAUUACGGUAGCAACUGUGUUUCCUAGGAGUUCUGAGGAAUAAAGAGUUCCACAAACAGAAGCUUUGCAGUCUCUCUUUCAUUUGUUACCAGCAUAAGACUGUUACCGGUAAACUGACACUUAGUGGCUGGCAAAGGGCUGUAAACUGCUUGAAUUUAGGAAACUGUCCCUGUUUGUCUGAAAGGACUGACAGAAUGAAGACCCAGCCUCCAGUCGUGGAGGUAGUGCCUGAGAUUCUUGAAUAUAAAUUAGAGUACACGCCAGAUCUACGGUGUGAGAAGCAAACUGACUUGGUGCCUGUUUGCCAUGAAUGCAAAUCCUGCAUUUUGUCUUGGAAGGCCCUCUCUACCCGAGAAUGGUUUCUGCGAGCCAGUCAUGUUUCUCAGACGCAUUUUGUGGUAGGGAUCAUCAAGCGGUUCCAAAGCCAGGACCUCUUGAACUACACCUGGAACCUUUUACAGUCUACAAAUACUAAGGAUUUCACCUAUUCCCGCUCCUGCGUCAGACCCAUCUCCGCAGUCUCUUCCAGCUUGGAUCGGGCGCUAGAUCUGCAAAAAUUGAACCAGUCCAUGGAGGACCUCUGGAAAUGGUUCCUCCAUGCCGAUUUCUGGACCAAAGCAAAUUAUAUGUUGCUUUUGCUGCAAAUGUGUGACUCACAACUGUUGCUGACGGCUGCUAAUCUGAUUCGUAUUUUGUUAUGCCAAGAUGAGACAUUCAAAAAGGAGGAAUCAGCCCUGGGCAAUGAGGAAUUUUUAACUUAUUCAAAGGCACAAGAGAAGUCUACUUCCCAGGAUGCGGAUCAUCUUACAUUUAUUGAUUUUUCAUCAGAUCAUCUACAUUUGCAAAAGGCUUGGUCCAAAGACUCUGAUGAGCUCUCUGGAGACAUAUCUGAGGGCACAGGUGAUAAUGACACUUUCUUUUCGGUUAUAUUGAAUGUCACAAGCCCUAUGCCUGCCUCUUCCCAGAAGUACCCCAAUAAUGCAGAGUUCAAGGACUUCAUUCGCUGCCUGCCCAUCCACCUAUCAAAGCGCAUCUUGUAUAUGCUGGAUCAGAAAUCUCUAAACAGAUGUUCCCUUGUGAGUCUACACUGGAACUUUCUGGUCACCCAAAUUAAGAGGGAUGUCGUAACUAAUCGUGCCCUUCGAAAUCGGACUGCAAUCUUUCAGGGCUUGUGUCCUAAGAGAGCAAUUGGCAACUAUGCCAAAAUAGUCACAGUUGCUAUUCCUAAGUUCGAUCAAGAUGGUGAUAUUAUCCCAGUCAGAGGCAAGAGCAAGUUGUACUCAAAUGAAUUUCGGCACUUGCAGAAAGCCUACCAUGGUCAAGAGACAGACAGUAUAAAGUUAGAAGAAAGGAAUGUCUUCUGCAGCAGCUAUAACAUUCGUCUUCUAAUAGACAGUUUGGAUCCAAACAGAGUAGUUCAUUAUACUGGUGGCAAAUUGUUAGCCAUUGGUUCUUCAGAUCGAAAAAUCCGUUUUCUGAAUGUGACAAACUUGAAGUCUGUCCCACUUCUUAUUUGUGGGCAUGCUGGUAGCAUCCGGGCUCUCUACAUCAAUGAACAGCAAGGGUUCCUUCUGAGUGGCAGCUAUGAUCUCAGCAUCCGAAUGUGGAAUAUCCUCCUUGGAACAUGUGUGAAAAUUUUUAAUGGACACUCAGGAAGCAUCACUUGCUUGGAUGUCUAUAAGAAAAGAUUUGUUUCCGGAUCUAGAGACUGCACAGCAAAAAUGUGGGAUAUUAAUACUGGGAAAUGUAUCAAGACUUUUGGGCAUAAAGGUAUUGUUUGGGCUGCUAAAAUGAAUGAGACUCAUGUUGUGAGUUCCUGUAACCAGGGUGUAGUGAAAGUGUGGCAUGCCCAGACAUUUAUAUUGAUCAAGACUUUGGAAGGCCACCGAGGUCCUGUGAAAAGCUUGUCAUUUGAUGAAUGGCACCUUGUAUCAGGGAGCAAUGAUGGGUAUGUCUUGGGAUGGAGCAUGUUGGGAAAACACAAUAGAUGCCUGAUGGCAUUCAAACACCCCAUGGAAGUGCUAUAUCUGGGAUUUCUCUAUCUGAGAAUCAUCAGCGGCUGUGCUGAUGGGAAGAUACGCAUCUUUAAUUUCUUGACUGGGACCUGUCUGAGGAUUAUGAGAGCCAAUAGCAGAGGUGACCCUGUGUUGUCCAUCUGUAUUUCAGAAAACAAAUUACUGAUCAAUGCAAAAGGCAGUGUUGUCUUGUUCCAGUUUGAGGAGGUGGAGUGGGACCACACACACCCUACUGAUCGAAUAAUAAAAAUAAAAGACAAGAGCAAAGUUGAAGAUGUAUCCCUUCGAAGUAAGCCACCUCUGCAUUCACAUUCUGAGCGGCAAAAACAAGCCAAGAAGAACAUUUGGAAGCUGUACAGAACAGAAAGGGAUGUCGCAAUGCUUUCUCAGAAACCCACAAAAUGCUCGGACACUCCUCCAGAUCUUCAGUAUGAAAUGAUGAAAACACCUCCUCCCAGAGUAAGGGGACGUACGUUAGCCUUGGGUAUCAGUUCAUCAGAGAAACAAAAGAUCUCUUUCUUUGCCAGGACAUUCCAGUGUCCAGAAUCUACAGCAUCUCUAAAAGUUUCUUCGGCUCAAAUAAGGAAGGAGUAUCCUGUCUGUGCCACCUUUGGCUAUAAUGCUGAGGCGUUCAUUAAGUAUGUGAAACAGAAACGUCCUCUUGGGCCCAUAACUAAAGACCAGCUACUCCUCACCCUCAGCACACUGCAUCAUGCCUACAAGACCGACCAAAUCAGUGCCAACAUGGCCCACAAUAUGCAAAUCAAGGAUGCCUGGGGUCCCAACCACCUCGAGAAAAAAAGAUCCUUAAAGAUUCAGAUUCCCCAAAGUGGAAAACAAGAGAAAACUAUUCCUUCCACCAAGGUGGAAGACCUAAAGCCUGCUGGCGGCACUGUGGGAAUGGAAAGGAUUUCCACACCUUAUGAAACUAAAACUCUGCAGCUCAACUUGAAGAACUCUUUGUUUGCAGGUACUGUCAAGUCCUUCAUUCCUACUCCCACCAUUACCCGCUCCAAGUCAUGUACCAGCUUGUCGGGAGAAAAGAAAGUGUGUGCAGGCCGUGCCAAGGUCCCUUCUCCACCUGGUGUUGGGGGGCAGCUCAUUGGCCAUUUUAUAACCACAUGUGACUCCAUUAAAAUACCACGGAUGAAGAUUGGCCAGCCUAAUGCAGAAACAAGUUCACGGCGAGGAAAACUCUUAUACACGUACACACCAAAUCCUUACCGAAUGAAUACUGGAUUCAGGCUUUUGACCACACAACAGAUGAAAGAGUAUGAAGAAGCAAAGCUAUCUGAGUAUCAGGCAAACAAAACAAAGGUUAUAGCAAACAGAGAAAAGGAAUGCAGGAGUGCCUGGUUAAGAAAAAUUAAAGGACUUCCCAUAGAUGACUUUACAAAAGAAAACAAAGUGGCUGCCCCUGAAUUGGGAGAGAAUGUUUUCAUCUGAGCACAGCUUUUCAAAGUUUCAACCACCCCAGACAAGUAAGAACAAAAUAAAUCUACUGCUAGAAGGUUUGAGGCUGUUUAUACAUUUGCCCUGUGCUUUAUCUUCCUUUCAGGUGACUGUGACAAAUCAAAACUAAUGAUUCACACCUUUGAAGAGUCGACAGGUGGCACACUAGAGUACAUCUGGAUGAGGGGCUGAAAACAAACAUUCUAGUUCACAAAUAUAUACACUUGUAAAAUACUCCAUGGAGAAAACUUUAUUAGCAUGACAGUACACCGAUUCUGUUUUUAAGCUUUUCUCCAGAGGGUAUAUAACAAAUAUGUCAAAAUAUGGAGCGAAAAAGACAACUCCUAGGUGUCUGACCGCCACCAAAAUAAUAUAGGUUCUUUAAAUAAAGUACCCUGCAACAAUGGCAGUAUCUAUGCUUUGUGUUGACCUUGCUUUUAAAAUAAUGUUUUGCUUUAUAUUUGAAUCAGAUUCUUAGUGGCAAAUAUAAAAUGGGCUUUUAUGACUAGUCCAUCUCCAUUCCACAGCUCCCACUGAAAUAUAUCCCUUAAGAACAGACUUGUAGGCUGGUUGAGCGGAGUUUUCUUAUCCUCCUUCUUAGGAGGUUCAGCAGAUUGAUUGUCUAGAUGUGAUACAAUAGUGAUUCAGAUAUUCGUCUUCAAGCCCUGCCUUGUGUACAGUCUGCACAAUCUAGGAGAAGUUAGCAAUUAAGGGAAUAUCUUCUGUCCCAUUUGAAAGAAGACAAGUCAAACGACUCUUUAUCUAACCAGAAAACGAAAAGUCAUUAAUGAAUCCAUAAAUAAUUAAUUCGAUGGAGUGAAGAAGCAUUAGAGAAAAUGAUCAGGGUUUGGGUUUUUGUUUCGUUUUUUGUUUGCUAAAUUGAGAAUGGCACAUACAACAUGCUUUCUAGACUUCCUUUUUCUGCCAUUUUAAAACAAUGUUUUAGCAUGAUUUCAUUGUUGUGUAUGCUUACAGAUUUGGAAUAAACAAUUUGGUUUUCAUUGA